Molecule: messenger RNA, 3961 nt
Organism: Suncus etruscus (white-toothed pygmy shrew)
Lineage: Eukaryota; Metazoa; Chordata; Mammalia; Eulipotyphla; Soricidae
Gene: GRM4
Product: glutamate metabotropic receptor 4
Exons: 10
Coding region: 368-3109 (913 amino acids)
Biological process (GO): G protein-coupled glutamate receptor signaling pathway; regulation of synaptic transmission, glutamatergic
Cellular component (GO): membrane
Molecular function (GO): adenylate cyclase inhibiting G protein-coupled glutamate receptor activity
Source: RefSeq, a predicted model, not a curated record
GUUGCAGAAGAAGGGCACAGAAGCUGCUUUUUCCUUGAUGCCAAACCACACUGUGCCAGGAGCUAGCGCCGGCAUCCACUGGAAUUGCCCACCCAGAAGAGGUCUGCAGGGCAUUGUGGGUCCCAAGACCUGAGCUUUCCUGCCACCCGAGGGCCUGAUCUGAGCACUUGCCCAGUGGUGGCAGCAAGGAGCCCCAGCAUGAGACUACCCGUUGACUGCCCUCAGAUGGCCUGCUGCUACUGCUGCUGCUGAAGUGACCCUGGAGAGACUUUCCGGGGCCUCUGCCCAUGCUCACUGGGACUGGGGGGCCCGGCACCUGCCGAGGCUAGGAGGGGACCCCCACCUUCAUGGGUCUCUAGGGAUUUCCAUGAUGCCUGGGAAGAGAGGCUGGGGUUGGUGGUGGGCCCGGCUGCCCCUUUGUCUGUUCCUCAGCCUUUAUGCCCCCUGGGUACCCCCAUCCCUGGGGAAGCCCAAGGGCCACCCGCACAUGAAUUCCAUUCGCAUUGAUGGGGACAUCACCCUGGGAGGCCUGUUUCCCGUGCAUGGCCGGGGAUCGGAGGGCAAGGCCUGUGGAGAGCUGAAGAAGGAGAAAGGCAUCCACCGCCUGGAGGCCAUGCUCUUCGCCCUGGACCGCAUCAACAAUGACCCCGAUCUGCUGCCCAACAUCACGCUGGGUGCCCGCAUCCUGGACACCUGCUCCCGGGACACGCAUGCCCUGGAGCAGUCGCUGACCUUCGUGCAGGCGCUCAUCGAGAAGGACGGCACCGAGGUCCGCUGUGGCAGCGGGGGUCCCCCCAUCAUCACCAAGCCAGAGCGCGUGGUGGGCGUCAUUGGUGCUUCAGGGAGCUCCGUCUCCAUCAUGGUGGCCAAUAUCCUUCGGCUUUUUAAGAUUCCCCAGAUCAGCUACGCUUCCACAGCCCCAGACCUGAGUGACAACAGCCGCUAUGACUUCUUCUCCCGUGUGGUGCCCUCGGACACGUACCAGGCCCAGGCCAUGGUGGACAUCGUCCGUGCCCUCAAGUGGAACUACGUGUCCACGUUGGCCUCGGAGGGCAGCUACGGUGAGAGUGGCGUGGAGGCCUUCAUCCAGAAGUCUCGCGAGAAUGGGGGCGUGUGCAUUGCCCAGUCCGUGAAGAUCCCUCGGGAGCCCAAGCCUGGGGAGCUGGACAAGCUGAUCCGUCGCCUCCUGGAGACCUCCAACGCCCGCGCUGUGGUCAUCUUCGCCAAUGAGGACGAUAUCAGGCGUGUGCUGGAGGCGGCGCGGAAGGCCAACCAGACGGGCCACUUCUUCUGGGUGGGCUCUGACAGCUGGGGCUCCAAGAGCGCGCCUGUGCUGCACCUGGAGGAGGUGGCUGAGGGCGCCGUCACCAUCCUCCCCAAGAGGAUGUCGGUUCGAGGCUUCGACCGCUACUUCACCAGCCGCACGCUGGACAACAACCGGCGCAACAUUUGGUUUGCUGAGUUCUGGGAGGACAACUUCCAUUGCAAGCUGAGCCGGCAUGCGCUCAAGAAGGGCAGCCAUCUCAAGAAGUGCACCAACCGCGAGCGCAUCGGGCAGGACUCAGCUUAUGAGCAGGAGGGGAAGGUGCAGUUCGUCAUCGACGCCGUGUACGCCAUGGGCCAUGCAUUGCACGCCAUGCACCGCGACCUGUGCCCGGGUCGUGUGGGGCUCUGCCCACGCAUGGACCCGGUAGAUGGCGUGCAGCUGCUCAAGUACAUCCGCAAUGUCAACUUCUCAGGCAUCGCCGGGAACCCUGUGACCUUCAAUGAGAACGGUGAUGCACCAGGACGCUAUGACAUCUACCAAUACCAGCUUCGCAAUGGCUCGGCUGAGUACAAAGUCAUCGGUUCCUGGACCGACCAGCUGCACCUCCGGAUGGAGCGGAUGCGCUGGCCGGGGAGCGGGCCGCAGCUGCCCCUCUCCAUCUGCAGCCUGCCGUGCCAACCGGGUGAGCGCAAGAAGACUGUGAAGGGCAUGCCUUGCUGCUGGCACUGCGAGCCCUGCACUGGGUACCAGUACCAGGCAGACCGCUACACCUGCAAGACGUGCCCCUAUGACAAGCGGCCCACGGAGAACCGCACGGGCUGCCGGCCCAUCCCCAUCAUCAAACUCGAGUGGGGCUCGCCCUGGGCCAUGCUGCCCCUCUUCCUGGCCGUGGUGGGCAUCGCCGCCACCCUCUUCGUGGUGGUCACCUUCGUGCGCUACAACGACACGCCCAUCGUCAAGGCCUCGGGCCGAGAGCUGAGCUACGUGCUGCUGGCUGGCAUCUUCCUGUGCUAUGCCACCACCUUCCUCAUGAUCGCCGAGCCCGACCUGGGCACCUGCUCGCUGCGCCGUGUCUUCCUGGGACUGGGCAUGAGCAUCAGCUAUGCGGCCCUGCUCACCAAGACCAACCGCAUCUACCGCAUCUUCGAGCAGGGCAAGCGGUCGGUGAGUGCCCCACGCUUCAUCAGCCCUGCCUCGCAGCUGGCCAUCACCUUCAGCCUCAUCGCGCUGCAGUUGCUGGGCAUCUGUGUGUGGUUCGUGGUGGACCCGUCCCACUCGGUGGUGGACUUCCAGGACCAGCGGACGCUCGACCCUCGCUUCGCCCGCGGGGUGCUCAAGUGCGACAUCUCGGACCUGUCGCUCAUCUGCCUGCUGGGCUACAGCAUGCUGCUCAUGGUCACCUGCACCGUGUACGCCAUCAAGACACGCGGCGUGCCCGAGACCUUCAACGAGGCCAAGCCCAUCGGCUUCACCAUGUACACCACCUGCAUCGUCUGGCUCGCCUUCAUUCCCAUCUUCUUCGGCACCUCCCAGUCGGCAGACAAACUGUACAUCCAGACGACGACGCUGACGGUGUCGGUGAGUCUGAGCGCCUCGGUGUCCCUGGGGAUGCUCUACAUGCCCAAGGUCUACAUCAUCCUCUUCCAUCCGGAGCAGAACGUGCCCAAGCGCAAACGCAGUCUCAAAGCCGUGGUCACCGCUGCCACCAUGUCCAACAAGUUCACUCAGAAGGGCAACUUCAGGCCCAACGGGGAGGCCAAGUCCGAGCUCUGUGAGAACCUCGAGGCCUCAGCACUGGCCACCAAGCAGACCUACGUCACCUACACCAACCAUGCCAUCUAGCUGGGCCGCCCGAGCCCAAGAGGAAGAGGCAGAGCCGAGAGCCUGGAUGGUGCCUGGGUUUGGGAACCAGCCAUCUCCCGGGCCCAGCCUGUGUCCUGCUUGUCCAGGGGCCCUCCACUGGCUUGGUGCUGAGGACAGCAGAGCUCCAGGCGGUCACAGCUGGGCAGGCAGGAGAAGGAGGGGCCAGGCCACAUUGGAUCCCCCAAGAGCCUGACUCUUGAACCCUUGCCCCUUUCAGCCCAAAGCACAGGAGUUCAGCUCUGGGGCCCAGGCAGGCUUCUACUCAUCGCCCCUCUGUUCCUGCCUGUCUCCUGGCUGCUGUCAGUCUGUCUCUAUUCCUGUCUUGCUUUUUUCUUUGCUCUCUGGAUCAUCUUUCCUUUUCCCUACUGGUUUCCACCUAGGACCCCUCUGGGGCCUGACUCUGGUGCAUUUUUCUUUCCCAUCUUGUGCCCUCUUCAUCCUCAUGGGCACCCAGCUUGGGCUCACCUCUCUCUGCCAGCUUCUGCUCAUUCACCAAAUCUUCCAUGUUGCAAAAGAGAAAAAAAAAAAAAAAAAAAAAAAGGAAAAAAAUCAAAAUGCCCAAAAAAAAAAAAAAAAAAAAAAAAAGCCCAAACAGAGACAAAUCUCAAGUGUGUUGCAAAGUGCCGCGUCCUCCUGGUGGCCUCUGUGUGUGUCCCUGUGGCCCGCAGCCUGCCCGCCUGCCCGCCCGCCUGCCAGCCUGCCCCUCCCUCCUGCCGAUGACACGGAGUUCAGUGCCUGGGUGUUUGGUGACGGUUCUUGAUGACAAUGUGUAGCGCAUGAUUGUUUUUAUACCAAGAACAUUUCUAAUAAAAAUGAACACAUGGUUUUGCA